CCCCUUCAACUCUCUCAUAUUGAAUUUCAUCAAAAAUCCUAAACCUCCUUUCAUUCUUCUUAAUAAUCUUCGCUUAUUUCUAUUCCACUUCUUCUUCAUUAAUUGUUACAAUGGAGACAAAAUCUCGCACUCUGGAGAUCACAAUUUUGUCAGCAGAAGAUCUAAGAAUCCAUAACAAAUCGGUUAAAAAGAACGCUUUCGUCGUCGUCCAGACCGACAGUUUUAACUCUAAGACGACGAAGAUGAACGGAAAAGGAGGGAGCUCUCCUUCGUGGAACGAUAAACUAGUGAUGGACAUGCCCAUGCACACACGCUUCGUCACCCUCCAAGUCAAAUGCAAGUCCUCAGGUGGUAGGGAUAAAACCGUCGGACUUGUAAGAAUACCGGUGACGGAUUUUAUCGGAGGAUAUUCUCCCGAGACUUGCUUACAGUUCUUGAGUUACCGAUUAAGAGAUCCAAAGGGACUCAAGAACGGAAUCCUUAACGUUUCUAUAAGACUAAAAGAACCCUUACAAGCUUGUUCUUCCCAGGCUGUAGCGUCUGGGCUUGGGAUCCCCAUCAACGGACUAAAUGAUUUUGGAGUUGUUACUGGGAUUCCCAUUUGUAGUGGCUAUCCAUCUACUUCUUUCUUUAGAUGAAGCAAUCUUUAUUCAGUUGUAUAAAACACAGUCAAUAGGUUUUACUUCCGCGCGUUUAGUUUUCUUUUUAUUUUUGACUGUAGUAUCUAAUUUCAUCGUUAUUGCCAUUUUUAUACUAACUAGCACUGCCGAUUCAAAAUAA
Gossypium raimondii (Peruvian cotton) is the source of this 780-nucleotide messenger RNA. RefSeq names its product BON1-associated protein 2. Lineage: Eukaryota; Viridiplantae; Streptophyta; Magnoliopsida; Malvales; Malvaceae. The record is from RefSeq and is a predicted model, not a curated record. The transcript has a single exon. The coding region runs from base 111 to 638 and encodes 175 amino acids. Gene Ontology annotation, biological process: defense response.